Messenger RNA from Anarrhichthys ocellatus (wolf-eel), 2925 nucleotides. RefSeq names its product tuftelin interacting protein 11 (gene tfip11). Gene Ontology annotation, molecular function: nucleic acid binding. Lineage: Eukaryota; Metazoa; Chordata; Actinopteri; Perciformes; Anarhichadidae. The record is from RefSeq and is a predicted model, not a curated record. Gene Ontology annotation, biological process: spliceosomal complex disassembly. Bases 259 to 2769 code for a protein of 836 amino acids. Gene Ontology annotation, cellular component: U2-type post-mRNA release spliceosomal complex. The transcript is spliced from 15 exons.
CCUACAGAGUGGGAGGAUAAGCAGAAUUACUGAACUCCGCAUGAAACAUGAAUAAUAAUGCAGAAGACUGCUGCAUAGCUGGACUUAGACUUUUUACACUGUGUCUCGGAUUCGUUUGACAGUUUUCCCGAUAUCCAGCUCCUCCUGGCUGCAUGUUGAGGACACCUGAAGUGAUUUUGUUUUCCGCGCUGCGCCUUUUCGUCGCCUGGCCACCUGCCACUCCUCCCCGGUUUCCGACAUCUAUGCUAUUUCACAGAGAUGUCCAUGUCCCAUCUGUAUGGGAGGAGAGAGGAGGAAGAGGAAGGUGUUGAGGUGGAGAGCUUUGAGGUGACAGACUGGGACCUGGCCAAUGAGUUCAAUCCAGACCGCCGCAGACACAGGCAGACCAAGGACCAGGCCACCUAUGGCAUCUGGGCUGACAAGGACUCAGACGAGGAUGAGAGGCCUAGCUUUGGAGGCAAGAAAUCUAAAGACUACAGUGCUCCAGUGAACUUUGUGAGUGGUGGUCUGCGUAAGGCUGCAGCUGAGGAGAAACGCCAACAGCAAAAAGAAGAAGAAGGAGCAGGCUCUGAUGACUCUGAAGAUGAGGGUCCUUCAGCACCUCCCCCUCCUCGCGGCACUGCACCCAAAAAACUCCAGAUGGGUAAUUUCCGGAGUCACCAGUCCCAGAGGUUUGCAGGUGGCAUACAGUCUGGUAAAGGCAUCGGUAACUGGGAGAAGCACACAAAGGGAAUCGGACAGAAACUUCUGCAGAAAAUGGGCUACCAACCAGGCAAAGGCCUGGGCAAGAAUGCUCAAGGUAUUAUAAACCCCAUUGAGGCAAAGCUUCGUAAAGGCAAGGGAGCAGUGGGUGCUUAUGGCAAUGAGCGAACACAACAGAGUCUUCAGGAUUUCCCUGUGGUUGACUCAGAGGAAGACGAGGAAAAGGAGUUUCAGAAGGAGCUAGGCCAGUGGCGUAAGGAUCCUGCAGGGUCUGUAGGAAAGAAGAAACCCAAGUACUCCUACAGAACUGUGGACGAGCUGAAGGCCAAAGGCAAGCUGGCAGGGCGCAGUACAGUGCCAUCCGCUGGAGAGUUGGCACAGGUCAAGGUAAUAGAUAUGACUGGAAGAGAACAAAAGGUUUAUUACAGUUACAGUCAGAUGUCCAACAAGCACAGUGUUCCAGAUGAAGGGCCACCAAGCCUUUCCACUCAGGAUCAGAAGGGAUCUGGCUUUGCUCUUCCUGAACUCGAACAUAACCUGCAGCUACUGAUAGACCUCACCGAACAGGACAUAUUACAGUCCGCCAGACGUCUGCAGCAUGAAAAGGAUGUAGUUGUGUCUCUGAGCCACGAGUCACGAGCGCUGCAGAGCAGACUGGAUGCAGAGCAAGAUGCCAUUCAGAGAAUGGAGGCCGUUCUGGCAUUGGUGGCGCGUUUUCCUUCUGGGGAGAUGGCACCUGGGGAGGCCCCCACCCUGCAGGAGUGCGCCCAGAUCUUUGAGACUUUACAAACAGACUAUUAUGAAGAAUACAAGACUAUGGGAUUGGCAGACUUGGCUGUAGCUGUUCUUCAGCCAUUACUUAAAGAGAAACUUCGCUCCUGGGACCCUCUGAAGGACAGCUCUUUUUGUCUGGAAGACAUCGGUCAGUGGAGAGCAAUCCUCGAAUCUAGAGACUUCCACAGCAGUGCCCCAGAUUCAAACAUGGACCCUUACCACAGACUGUUGUGGGAAGUGUGGAUCCCAGUGAUGCGGCCCUGUGUGUCAGGCUGGCAGCCUCGUACAGUGGAGCCAAUGGUGGACUGCGUGGAAGUGUGGGCUCCUAUUCUCCCCCUGUGGAUCCUGGAUCACCUGAUGGAGCAGCUGAUCUUACCCCGGCUACAGCGAGAGGUGGAUAACUGGAACCCUUUAACUGACACAGUCCCCAUCCACUCCUGGAUCCAUCCUUGGCUGCCUCUGCUCCAAUCACGUCUAGAGCCUCUGUACCCACCAAUCAGGAGCAAACUAUCCAAUGCCUUGCAGCGAUGGCAUCCCAGCGACACUUCAGCACGCCUCAUCCUGCAGCCUUGGAAAGAUGUUUUCACCCCAGGUGCAUGGGAGGCCUUCAUGGUGAAAAAUAUCAUCCCUAAACUCGCUCUGUGUCUGGAGGAGCUGGUUAUCAACCCUCACCAGCAGCAGAUGGAGCCAUUUCACUGGGUGAUGGACUGGGAGGGAAUGUUGUCCCCCUCCAGCCUGGUGUCCCUGCUGGACAAAAACUUCUUUACCAAGUGGUUGCAGGUCCUGUGUUCAUGGUUGAGCAACAGUCCUAACUAUGAAGAAAUCACUAAAUGGUACCUGGGCUGGAAAAGCAUGUUUAGUGAUGCCUUGUUGUUACAGCCGCUCAUUAAAGAGAAAUUCAACGAAGCUCUGGACAUCAUGAACCGUGCGGUGUCUUCAGGCAUGGGUGGAUAUAUGCAACCUGGUGCAAGGGAGAAUAUUGCAUACCUAACACAGACCGAGAGACGAAAGGACUUCCAGUACGAAGCGAUGCAGGAGCGCAGAGAUGCCGAGACUGUGGCUCACAGAGGCAUCAGUGCUGGUGUGCCGACUAAUUUUAAAGAUCUUAUCCAGACUAAGGCAGAGGAGAACAACAUUGUCUUUAUGCCCUUAGUGGCCAAACGGCAUGAGGGCAAACAGCUGUACACUUUUGGGCGUAUUGUCAUCUACAUAGACAGAGGGGUUGUUUUUGUGCAAGGAGAGAAGACUUGGGUGCCCACGUCUUUGCAGAGUCUGAUCGAUAUGGCCAAGUGAGGGUGCACUGACUGAUUCUUUGUCCUGCUUAGUGUUAAAGAGCAUUGGUAGAGCAAACGUUUGCCUUUUAUGUAACUUCAGUAUGCUGAUCCUUGUCAUGUGUCUUUGUACAUUCUUAAAGUGUCACUAUAUCUGAAUAAAUCAUUUUUGAAUGUG